Messenger RNA from Sphaeramia orbicularis (orbiculate cardinalfish), 3553 nucleotides. It is a transcript of the gene crmp1, whose product is annotated as collapsin response mediator protein 1. The coding region runs from base 296 to 2326 and encodes 676 amino acids. Gene Ontology annotation, cellular component: cytosol; cytoplasm. Gene Ontology annotation, molecular function: hydrolase activity, acting on carbon-nitrogen (but not peptide) bonds, in cyclic amides. The transcript has 14 exons. Lineage: Eukaryota; Metazoa; Chordata; Actinopteri; Kurtiformes; Apogonidae. The record is from RefSeq and is a predicted model, not a curated record.
GAAUGGAAAACUGAUUUGCUGUCUAUUUAUGUGUUCCACGUGGUCAAUGAUGCUCUUGCAGAUCUAAUAUUUUUCGCAUCAAAACUAGAGCACUGCAUCGUUUCACUUUGCGUGUGUGUGCGCGGUGAGGAGGGCUUCUUAAGUUGCCCGGAGAGAUGCUUUUCACGGUUCACAGUCGAAUGGGAGCGCUUGCCUGAGAGGCGGGACUGUCCGUGACCCGGUUAGACGUAAAACAGUCGAGACUGUCUCCGUCGCUUCAGUUUGGGGGAAAUCUCCGUCUCCCGUGGAAGCCACUAUGUCGGACUGCAGAAGGCAGUGGAAUCGGGAGGAUGAGCUGCCGGUUUACCUGGCCGGGCCGAUCACCACCGGGCCGAACCAGCGGAAAUCCUACGGCAUGUUCAGCUCCGUGGAGGGGGCGUUUGAGAGCAAGACCAUAGACUUCGAUAACUACGCGGUGGGAAGAAAGGGGAGCCGCACCCCGAGGAGUGGAAGUCAGGAGAGGGUCUUGGAUACCGGUGAGCAAAUCGGCAAGACGUCCAGCAACGCCCGGGAGGGGUCACUGACCAACUCCCCUGGGGAGACGGAUGAUGGUCACCAAGAGAUUGAAGUCAGAUACUCAUCGGCUAGGCCAAGUGCAAAUGGAGAGAGUGAACAGCUGUUGAUCAAAGGUGGACGGGUAGUGAAUGAUGACCAGUCUUUCUUUGCAGACGUCUACAUUGAAGAAGGCCUCAUCAAGCAGGUGGGGGAGAAUCUGGUUGUUCCUGGAGGAGUCAAGGUGAUCGAGGCUAAUGGUGGCAUGGUGAUACCAGGUGGGAUAGAUGUCAACACCUGCCUGAUGAAGCCCUUCCUGGGCACACAGCCUGUUGAUGAUUUCUUCCAGGGUACCAAGGCUGCACUUAGUGGGGGCACCACUAUGAUCAUCGACCAUGUAACGCCACAGCCAGGUGAAAGCCUGCUGGAGGCUUUUGAGAGAUGGCAGGAGGCUGCAGAUAAGAAAGCUUGCUGUGAUUACUCCCUACAUGUCGACAUCCCCCAGUGGAACGAGACCGUAAAAGAUGAGUUAGAGCUGCUGGUGCAGGAGAAAGGAAUCAACUCCUUUCAGGUGUACAUGGCUUAUAAAGAUGUGUACCAGAUGACAGAUUCUCAGCUGUACGAGGCUUUGUCCUUCUUGAAGCAGCUGGGUGCUGUAGCCCUAGUUCAUGCUGAAAAUGGAGAUCUGAUUGCUCAGGAACAGAGUAAAAUCCUUGGGAUGGGAAUCACUGGACCUGAAGGUCAUCCUCUGAGUCGGCCUGAAGAGCUGGAGGCUGAGGCGGUGUUUCGGGCUAUCACCCUUGGUAACCGUGUGAACUGUCCUGUCUACAUUAGCAAGGUGAUGAGUAAGAGUGCAGCUGACACUAUCACCCAAGCCAGGAGAAAAGGUUCCAUAGUUUUUGGGGAGCCAAUCACUGCUGGUCUUGCCACUGAUGGCUCUCACUAUUGGAGCAAGAAUUGGGCCAAAGCAGCUGCUUAUGUGACUUCUCCACCUCUGAGUCCUGACCCAACAACCCCUGAUCAUCUCCACACACUUCUGGCCUGUGGGGACCUUCAGGUGGUGGGCAGUGCUCAUUGCGCGUACAGCACAUCCCAGAAAGCAAUUGGUAAAGAUGACUUCACACUGAUACCAGAGGGAACCAAUGGAGUAGAAGAAAGAAUGGGUUUUGUCUGGGAUAAGGCAGUGGCCAUGGGGAAAAUGGAUGAGAACCAGUUUGUGGCAGUCACAUCUACCAACGCUGCCAAAAUCUUCAAUCUGUACCCACGCAAGGGCCGGAUAGCAGUGGGCUCUGAUGCUGAUAUUGUUAUUUGGGACCCCGACAGCAUCAAAACAAUCACUGCUAAACUCCAGCAGUCGGCCGCAGAAUACAACAUCUUUGAGGGUCUGGAGUGCCGCGGGGGUCCGGUGCUGGUUUUGAGUCAAGGUCGGGUGGUUUAUGAGGAAGGCAAGCUGCAGGCUCAGCAAGGCACUGGUCGAUUCAUUCCACGCAAACCUUUCCCAGAUUAUGCUUACCAGCGUAUACGGUUCAGGAACCAGGUGAAGAGCAAGCAGGGUGUUACUCGUGGGUCAUAUGAUGGCCCUGUGUAUGAUGUUGCUCCUACACCCAAGUAUAUUACUCCAGCUCCAUCAGCUAAAACUUCACCCACUUCACACCAACCACCACCUAUACGCAAUCUCCACCAGUCCAACUUCAGCCUUUCAGGGGCACAGAUUGAUGACAAUGUCCCCCGUCGGUCUGGCCACCGCAUUGUAGCACCCCCUGGUGGUCGCUCCAACAUCACCAGCCUUGGUUGAACACUUGACAGUGCACAAAGUGUGUUUGUUGUGGGGUUUCACCUCUUUAGUGUGUGUGAGUGUAUGUGUAUGACUGAGAGUGUGAGCACACAGGUAUGGAUGAGUACCUUUGUAUUUUUUGGUACAAUGGUAACACGCUCUUUUAGAUCAUUAUGAGUUUAUCAAUUUGCCUUGAGUCCAUGGUCACUGAGGAGAAGCACACUUAAACCUUCAACACAAGACGUGUAAUUUACAACUAUAUGAGAAACUCACAGUCCCACCAUUGGGGCACUCUCUCUCGUUCUCUCUCUCACACACACAGAUCUGGUGUUUGACCCCCCUCCAAGCACCCACAUGUGAUCCAGUGUUAUGUCGUACUGUUACCUCCUUUUCCAUGAGCAUGACUUCUUCUUCUUCUUCCUCACAUCCUUCGUCUUACUGUAUGGGUCUGCUCAGACAUGGUGCUCCUUUCCACCUACCCUGUGGACAGAUGAAGAAAUAACAUUUUUCUCCUUCCUUUCAUUUUCAGUAUUUUUGCAAUACUUGUUUUCUACGUGGCUCAAGUGGAUGGGUUACACAUUUUGCAUGGACAUGUUUUUAGAUGUUACACUGCUUGCAGUUCACUGUUAAAAUGGAGGAACACCAAAAUUGUAAACAAAGCACAUUAUUCAACAGCACAACUCUGUUCUUAUAUUGGUAAAUGUCUGCUUUGAGCACAUGAUGUACACUGUGCACAGAGCCACUGUCACCAGGGUUAAAAUAGUUUCAUUUUAGUAUUACUGUGAAAUUCAAUAAAAGCAAUGCAACUUCCUCUGCACCACCACGUACUAUAUGCAAACAUGUCUAUAAUCAGUGUGAACUAAAUAAAGUAGAGCAGCUAAAACAAAAACUUUUGAUCUGCAAAAUGAAUUUCUAGAUUGCUGUACCUGCCGGAUAGAGUUUCAUAAUGAAGUAUUUAUGAUGUGUGUGAUAGUUUUCUGCCAAUCACUCAUGCAGAAGUAGAUCUCUGUUGCAAUGACACGCUCACCUCACUGCUGUAAAUGACGUCAGUACCUACUGCUUUUUGAAACUAUACGAACAACCUUUUUCAGCAGUUUUAUUUUCUAUUUAAUUGGUUCAGGGUGUUUUCUUGAUAAUAGUACAUUUAAUGUUUUUACGCAGCUUUGUUUUUGUUGCUAUUGUCUGGUGUCUCCAGUGGAACCACAAAGAUCAAUAAAAGACUUGACUGUUGUCGAAAAUGAUCUUAAA